Messenger RNA from Sinocyclocheilus anshuiensis, 1517 nucleotides. RefSeq names its product protein odr-4 homolog. The transcript has 12 exons. The record is from RefSeq and is a predicted model, not a curated record. Gene Ontology annotation, cellular component: endomembrane system. Lineage: Eukaryota; Metazoa; Chordata; Actinopteri; Cypriniformes; Cyprinidae. Gene Ontology annotation, biological process: intracellular protein localization. The coding region runs from base 90 to 1202 and encodes 370 amino acids.
GAGGGGCAGCCGAAGGCUUCGAGAGGGGUCAGCCCACUGGAUGACAUUGAUGUGGAGUGGGUCACAGAACAUGCCAAGAAGUGUCCCGCAUGUUACCAGGAGGUCUUUGUAUUCUUGGCCUGUUUUUAGUAACCCCACCUGAACUCUCCAAAGAUGCCCAAAAUGCAUUAAAAAGGCUUAUAUUUGCCAUGGAUAAAUACAUAACUAAGGGAAGAUUGUGGGAAUUGUCAGAGGAGGAUGUGACUGAUCAAGUCACCCUGCAUAUCUGCUCCAAAACAAAGAAAACUGUCUGCAAAACAUUUGAUGUGAAAGAUCCAAAAAGUUCGGCCAAGCCAGCAGACUGGAAGUAUCAGACAGGUGUCUCAUCAUCCUGGCCCAUGGUGACCUGCUCUGUUGAGGUGGAUGUGCAGAUCCCUGUGUCUUCUGAUAUCACAGACAAGUGCAUGAAGGAUGGUCUUAGGAGGUGGGCUAAACAGAUUGAGGCUGCUUACUGUCUCAUAAAUGGCAGACAGGCAUUAGAUGACUCUGAACUCUCAUCAGGACAGAAAAAGAACCCAAAAGCAACCCAUCGUCAGACACUGCCAGCACGGAUCUUUGUCACUGAUGAACAGUCAGAGCUGGAUGAGCGGAGCAGUGCUCUGGUUCAGGUGUGCAGUGGCUCCAUGAAGGUUCGAGGGGUGGUUUACUGCAGGGCCUACAUCCACAACAACAAACCCAAAGCCAGACAUGCAGCACAGGCCAUUAAGAGAGACAUCAUAAACACGGUUUGCUCCAGAGUGGAGAUGUUUCUGGAAGAUCUUUUAAUAAAUGAAGGGAGUCACAAAGGUCUGUGCAGUGGGCAGCAGGCUCUUCCUCGGCGUGUGUUUGCACCAAUGCCCAUCUCCGGCCUGUCUGUGUGUGACUACAUGUUUCCAGAUGAAAGUACAGCAGAUGUGGCCGAGCGUCUGAAAGAGAUGCUGGACUGCGAAACACCAGAAGAGAACAUAGAUACUGGUUUGGAGGGCAAUCAAUUAUUUUCAGAUGUUUUUGGAUCAGAGAUAACUGACAGCCCCAGUGAUGAUUGUAGUAAGCAUGUCUUCUCAGAAGUCCAAGCUGAAAAUCCUAAAACUCAGAAAGCCCCUCAAUAUUAUGCUGGUGUGGCCGUAACAGCAGCCAUUGCUCUCCUUGCCACAGCCACAUCACUACUGUAUUUUAAUGGAUGACAAUGGAAAUAGCAAAUAUGUUUGUAUGAGUGAGUGUGUAAGUAUGCAUAAGUGAGUGUAUGUGGAUUACUCCCUUAUAAUCAGUAGGUUUGGCUAUUUGAGUCUAGACAAAUCUUAAUGUUAUACUAUACAGUGACAAUCUAGAGAAUGACUGUAUGUCUCCAACAUUCACUGCCGGAUCUCACUGAUGCCAUUCUUCUGAAAUUAAAUGUUCAUCAAAAGACAAACAUCAGUGAGGUCUGAUGUUGGGUGAUAGGCUUUGUUCAGACUAGGGCCACACAAUUAAUCGAAUUUCUAAUCGCGAUUACAAUUAUG